This is a messenger RNA of Colletotrichum navitas, 1542 nucleotides long. Its product is annotated as FAD binding domain-containing protein. Gene Ontology annotation, molecular function: FAD binding; monooxygenase activity. The record is from RefSeq and is a predicted model, not a curated record. The transcript is spliced from 6 exons. NCBI's taxonomy places the organism in Eukaryota, Fungi, Ascomycota, Sordariomycetes, Glomerellales, Glomerellaceae. Bases 1 to 1542 code for a protein of 513 amino acids.
AUGCAGGUUGUCCCGCAGGCAUGCGAGCCUGCAUUGCAGGGCCCGAUGCUCAAGCCUCACAGGUCCGAUGAAAGUGCCGCUGAAUCAGUGGUAGAGGCCAGUGUGCAGCAGAAUGUGAAGCAGAACGGACUCUCCAACCACCAACGGCUUUUAACGACAUCCUAUCCUUCCAAUAGUCUCAAGUUUCUUCAGAUUUUAAAUGCACACAAAAACGAAACAUCGAGAGUGCCUUGGGGAGCGAAGAUUAUCCCUAACAUAUUGAUCGUUGGAGCUGGCCUUGGCGGCCUCUCGACAGCCGUUGCGCUGGCGAGAAAUGGCCACAAGGUAACAGUGCUGGAACAGGCUCCCCAGUUGACCGAGGUUGGAGCUGGUAUCCAGAUUCCUCCCAACUCGAGCAAACUGCUUCAAAGAUGGGGUGUCAUGGACAUCAUGUCGGAACAGGCUGUUCGGCCGGAUGGUAUCUCCCUCCAUCGCUGGGAAAAUGGCAAGAAAAUCGGCUUUACUGACCUCUCGGAGUCGUUUGUCGAGCUUUGCGGUGCGCCCUAUUAUGUCGCCCACCGUGCUCACCUUCACUCGGCUCUCUACCAGCGUGCAGUGGAUUUGGGAGUUACCAUCCAUCUCAACAGUAAGGUUUCCAAAUAUGACCCAGAGAUACCUUGCGCUACCCUGACCAACGGCCAAAAGUUCACCGCAGACUUAAUUGUCGCUGCUGAUGGGCUUAAAUCUUCAGCGAGGAGCCUGCUCCCUUCCAAUAUGGUAGCUAGCCCGACCUACACAGGAUUUGCCGUUUAUCGGGCAACUUUAGACGUUGGCAAGAUAAGAAAGAUACCCGAGAUCAACUGGAUUAUUGCUAAGCCGGGUGUCCAUAUGUGGGUUGGUGAAGAUCGCCAUGUAAUGACUUACACCAUUGCCGCUGGCCAAUCUUUCAACAUGGUGCUUUCACAUAGAGACCACAGAGAUCCUUCAACUUGGCAGGAAAAGACCCAAGCAGAGAUACUUAGGGAGAUGAGAGCUGAGUUCCAGGGAUGGGAUUCACAACUUACUAAAAUCAUCGACUUGAUCGACACCACAGUCAAGUGGCCCUUGGUUGCGGGAGCUUUUCUAGAGAACUGGGUGGCAGACUCUGGCCGUUUAGUGAUUCUCGGUGAUGCAGCUCAUGCCAUGUUACCUUACAUGUCACAGGGUGCAGCCAUGGCAGUCGAGGAUGGCGCUGCUCUGGCAGUGGCUCUUCACAAUGUCUCAAGCCGUGAGCAGCUGCGGCUUGCACUUGAAAUUUUCCAAAAGGAACGCAAGACCAGGACCUCCAUGAUGCAAGAGGCAAGCAUGGUCAACGCUUUGCUGUUGCACUUCAAGGAUGGACCUGAGCAGCGAGCCAGAGAUGCCGCGAUGGAACCCGAAGUACAAGGUCGCAAGUUCGCUUCCAGCCCGAACCAGUGGUCCGACCCACUGACACAAGCAUGGGCUUAUGCUUAUGACGCAGAGGAAACAAUAUUGGAACAAUGGGAGCUAAUUAUCUUAAGCCUAAGAGGAUUAUUUAGCUAG